CCGAGAAGGUGGGCUCAGGCACAGGCGCAUGCGCCGUAUGGACGCUGGUGGGAGACAGCUGGCGCCGGCAGUGGCAGAGGUUACCGGCAGCGGGCCGGCGAGCGGGAGCUAUCUAUGCUGCAGGUGCCGUGCCGUGUUGGGCCGGGUGGGAAGGGACCUACAGCGACCACCACCCCUGCACAGAAGCAACCUCUGCUGACCACCCUCCCUUGCUUUUCUGGAGAUGGCAGGUGAAAUCACAGAGACCGGAGAACUCUAUUCUCCCUAUGUGGGCCUAGUGUACAUGUUCAACCUCAUCGUGGGCACAGGCGCCCUCACCAUGCCCAAGGCCUUCGCCACUGCCGGGUGGCUCGUCAGCCUCGUCCUCCUGGUGUUCCUGGGCUUGAUGAGCUUUGUGACAACUACCUUUGUGGUGGAGGCCAUGGCCGCAGCCAACGCUCAGCUCCACUGGAAGAGAAUGGAAACCCGCAAGGAGGAGGAGGACGAGGGCUCCUCCACAGCCUCCGACAGUGACGUGCUCACCCAGGAGAGCUACGAGCAGGCAGAGAAACUGCCCAUCCUGUCUGUGCAGAGACGCGCACCUCCCAACCUGUUUGAAAUCACAGACCGGGUGGAAAUGGGACAGAUGGCUUCCAUGUUCUUCAAUAAAGUGGGGGUCAACUUGUUCUAUUUCUGCAUCAUCAUUUACCUGUAUGGGGACCUGGCCAUCUAUGCUGCAGCUGUGCCCUUCUCCCUCAUGCAGGUGACCUGCAGCAUCUCCGGCAAUGACUCCUGUGGCGUGGAGGCAGACACCAAGUACAACGACACUGACCUAUGCUGGGGCUCCCUGCGCCGAGUGGACGCUUACCGCAUCUACCUGGCUGUCUUCACGCUCCUCCUGGGACCAUUCACCUUCUUUGACGUCCAGAAGACCAAGUACCUGCAGAUCCUGACCUCUCUGAUGAGAUGGAUUGCUUUCGCCAUCAUGAUCGUGCUGGCCCUGGUCCGAAUCGGAAAGGGGCAAGGGGAGGGCCACCCACCCCUGGCUGACUUCUCAGGGGUCCGGAACCUGUUCGGGGUAUGCGUCUACUCCUUCAUGUGCCAGCACUCCCUGCCGUCCCUCGUCACCCCCAUCUCCUCCAAGCGCUGCCUCACCCGCCUGGUGUUCCUGGACUACAUGCUGAUCCUGGCCUUCUAUGGCCUCCUCUCCUUCACUGCCAUCUUCUGCUUCCGUGGUGACAGCCUCAUGGACAUGUACACCCUCAACUUUGCCCGCUGUGACGUCGUGGGCCUGGCCGCCGUCCGCUUCUUCCUGGGACUCUUUCCUGUUUUCACGAUCAGCACGAACUUCCCCAUCAUCGCCGUGACCCUGCGCAACAACUGGAAGACGCUCUUCCAUCGCGAGGGCGGCACCUAUCCGUGGGUGGUGGACCGCGUGGUGUUCCCCACCAUCACCCUGGUGCCCCCAGUGCUGGUGGCCUUCUGCACCCAUGACCUGGAAUCCCUGGUGGGCAUCACGGGGGCAUACGCGGGUACUGGCAUCCAAUACGUCAUCCCCGCCUUCCUGGUGUACCUCUGCCGCAAGGACACUCAGCUGGCCUUUGGCUACGGGACCAUCAACAAGCACAGGUCCCCGUUCCGCCACACGUUCUGGGUGGGCUUCGUGCUACUCUGGGCUUUCUCCUGCUUCUUUUUUGUCACAGCCAACAUCGUCCUCAGUGAGACCAAGCUCUGAUGGUGGGACCUCCCUGGUGAUUAUGGACUGGGGGAAAGAGUGAGAGGGCCUUCACAGCAGGAGAGGCAGGGGCUCUCGAGGGGCCCUCAACUGGAGAUCUCCCGGCCAGCAGGACUCUGCCCCAUCUGCACCUGGCCCUGCUCAUGGGGUAGCACGUGGCUGCUCCCAGAUUCUAGAAGGUACCCCUCUGUUUCACACUCUGCCCUACCCCUGGAGGCAGGCUCCUCCCUCUGUACAGUGGAAGAGGUAGUGCUGGCACCGCCACUAUUUAUACCACACCCUGUGUCCCUCCUCAGCCUUCCCCAGCCCUUUGCACCCCUGUCUGUCCAGUAGCAUCUGCUGCCUCUUCAGGGGCCAGUCCCAGGCCAUAGCCAUCCUAACUCAGCCUGCCCAUGCCAGGCAGGGCCCACUUUGCUGCCAGGCUGGAGUUGCUAAGUGCCGCUCCUACGGGUAAGCCAGGCCAGCCCCAGUGGCAAGAAUAGGAAGUGCUAAGUGGCAUCAGGGUCCCAGGCCAGAGCUGUGAGGACCCUUGCUGUGAGUGCCAGCUCUGGGCAGCAGGAAGAUGGCACAUGGCUUCUGCAAAGCACACAGCAUCCUGGAAGCUGCGGUUAAAGCCGGGGUGGGGGGGUCAGGCCUGAGCAGCAGCCCAGCUUGCGUCCUUGCUCUGCUCCAACCCUAACAGUGGCCCGUAAAGCCUGACUGUGAUGCUCAGUAACCGCUCUUUCCAUGACACUGGGUGCCACAGGUGGGACAGAGCACCUGCCACCAUGGCAGGAAGCAGGCUCCUGGUCACCUCUUGCUCUCAGUCAUGCAUGCACCUGCCAGGCCACCGUGGAAACAAACUAGUGAACUCUGCAUUUUCCAUGUGCCUUCUGCUUGGGGGCUGGGAAUCCAUCCUGACCCUGGUUUUCUCCAGUACCAGGCCUAGUCCUGCCCAUCCUGGAGCCCAGAGCAGCUUGCCUGGAGCAGCCUCUGGAGGACCUGGGGUCUCAAACUGCUGCCUCCCCUCUUGAUUUUAGUGCCUUGCUCAGCCCUUGUGCAGGAACUUUUACCACCUCCUCCCUUCAGGGUCUCACCAACUUUAAAGUUUGGACAGUGACGAUGCUGGCCAUCCUGGGGCCCAGGGAAGUGUGUGGGGUUUGCAGGGGAUGUGGGUUUUGCAGGCAGCACCCCUCUACCUCUGACCAUAGAUAGCAUCUCCACCUCUAAGAGUCCUGGGUGACAGUCUAUAUUGUCACUACCAUCACACGCCAACAGUUCUCAUGGUUUUCCCCACAUGGCAUCAGCUUCCAUCCAUGUGAGAAGAAACACCCCUUCCUCAUCUGCCGUUGUGGCAUCUUCCCAGGAAGCCCUGCCCCAGAAUGCACCAAGAGGUCCACCAUGGUGGUGAAGCCAGGAAUGACAAAGACCUGCCCAUUACCAUGUGCUUGGGCUUUCCCUGAAGCUGCCUGGCUGUUUGCUGAAAACUCAAUUAAAAUAUCUGUACUUACCCUUCUCCAA
Cavia porcellus (domestic guinea pig) is the source of this 3214-nucleotide messenger RNA. RefSeq names its product transmembrane protein 104 (gene Slc38a12). Bases 224 to 1714 code for a protein of 496 amino acids. The transcript has 10 exons. The record is from RefSeq and is a predicted model, not a curated record. NCBI's taxonomy places the organism in Eukaryota, Metazoa, Chordata, Mammalia, Rodentia, Caviidae.